CCGCUCCCUCCCUCUCAUUCCCAACAGCUUGCAGCCUCGUUUGCCUCUCUGCAGCUUCGCUCGCUCCAGAGCUUUAGGAGGGAGGGUGAAGAGGCCGCCAUGUUGGAUCCGGUGACUUCAGUGGUAGCAGCCGGAGCUUAUGCAUGAGGCUGUGUGGAGUCAAGGAGGGCGGACGGUGAAAGAAGAGGAGGAAAACAACCGCGACGAGGAAGAGGAAACGGAGGAAGGAGUCGGGUGGGAUUACAGGCUAUCAGUGUUCGCCACUCGAAGAAGAUGCCCUAAGCAUGGUGGACCGAAAGACGGGCAGCAUCUUUUCAUCUCUUGCACUAGAAAACACCAGCAGCAGCAGAGCAUCCUUUGGAGGAACCGCGCAAGCGGAGUGGGAGAUGUGUGUGGAUUGAAAAAGGCAAGAUCCUGUCGCCCUGUCAAGAGAAACAAGGAGCUAGAGGACGUGCAGCGAUAUGGAGAGGAUUUCCUAGGAUUAUUACCAGCCCAGCCUACCCUUCUUCCCUUGACUGGAUGUGCUGAUACCGUAUUUAAGGCAGGACAAUUAUUACUUUCCCCAAUAUUUAAAGAGGGGUGUGACUUUCCCCCUCCACAUGCUCCCCCUCCCCAGUAUAUUGGGGAGGGAGGUUGAGGAAAUUCGGACUAGACAUUAUUUUUUGGCAUGGUGAAGAGCCUUAAAGGAAGAGUGGCACUGAUUGCCCUAAGGAAGGAUUCUGUUUCUGAAGACUUUUCUUCCUUUUCCUCUCUUCUUCCCAUUCCCCACUUUCUGAAGAGUUGCCACUAAUGCAUUUUCUAAGAGGUGGUGGAGGUGGAGGUGGAGGUGGUGGAGAAGGUGAAGAAGAAGGUGGUGGAGGUGGUGGAUAUUCUCCAGCACUAGAUCUUCAGAAUCCUGUGCUUUUGAUUUUUUGCCCUCCCACCUUCAAAUAGCUUUCUUCCUGCUGCUCUUUCCUUGAAAGUGAAUUGUUGUUGCAAAUGGAAUGGGGACUUUACACUUUAAUGAUGCAGAAGGAUUCAUUUCGGGAUUGGAUUUCAUGAUCUGAAUUUCGAAUGAAGGAGAAGACCUUUAAAAAUCUAUAUGGAUGACAGAAGAGUGGAGUCAGUCUUGGGAUUAAAUUUUAAUUAUUAUUAUUAUUAUUAUUUAAAUGUAUAAAGUAUAUAUUUUCUCUUUUAAAUGUUAUUAAAAGAGAUUUUAGGGUAAUUAUUUUUCUGUAAUACUCUGUAUAUAUUGUAGAUGUAUGUGUGGAAAGACUGACCAAAUUACAGUUCUCAGAAUGGCAGUUCUGAGAUGGAUUAUACGUUCAGCACCAUCUUUAAAGCACUGACUUUUCAAAAUUCUUUUUAUGAACUGUAAUAUAUUUUAAUGUGCUAGAUUUGUCAAAGAUAGCACAGAAUAAUAAAGAAGGAAAGUCUGUUAAAAACUGAAGCAGCCAUGUCUGGAGAAGUGCGCUUGAGACAGUUGGAACAGUUUAUUUUGGAUGGGCCAACUCAGACCAAUGGGCAAUGCUUUAGUGUGGAAACCUUGUUGGAUAUACUCAUCUGCCUUUAUGAUGAAUGUAAUAAUUCACCCUUGAGAAGAGAGAAGAAUAUUCUGGAGUUUCUAGAAUGGGGUAAGCCUUUCACAUCUAAGGUGAAGCAGAUGCGAUUGCAUAAAGAUGACUUUGAAAUAUUGAAGGUGAUUGGCCGAGGUGCCUUUGGGGAGGUUGCUGUUGUGAAAUUAAGAAAUGCAGAUAAAGUAUUUGCCAUGAAAAUAUUAAAUAAAUGGGAAAUGCUGAAAAGAGCGGAGACAGCUUGUUUUCGAGAAGAGAGAGAUGUUUUGGUGAAUGGGGAUAACCAGUGGAUUACAACAUUGCACUAUGCCUUCCAGGAUGAAAAUUAUUUAUACCUCGUUAUGGAUUAUUAUGUUGGUGGAGAUCUGCUCACCUUGCUCAGUAAGUUUGAGGAUCGGUUACCUGAAGAAAUGGCUCGCUUUUAUUUAGCUGAAAUGGUGGUAGCAAUUGAUUCUGUACAUCAACUACAUUAUGUCCACAGGGAUAUCAAACCAGACAAUAUCCUGAUGGAUGUGAAUGGACAUAUUCGGUUAGCGGAUUUUGGUUCUUGUCUGAAGCUGAUGGAAGAUGGAACGGUUCAGUCUUCAGUGGCAGUUGGAACACCAGAUUAUAUAUCUCCAGAAAUUCUGCAAGCCAUGGAAGAUGGGAAAGGAAAAUAUGGUCCCGAAUGUGAUUGGUGGUCCCUUGGAGUUUGCAUGUAUGAAAUGCUUUAUGGAGAAACACCUUUUUAUGCUGAAUCUCUGGUGGAGACAUAUGGAAAGAUAAUGAACCACAAAGAAAGAUUUCAGUUUCCUGCCCAAAUGACAGACGUGUCUGAAAAUGCCAAGGACCUAAUUCGAAGGCUUAUCUGCAGCAGAGAACAUAGACUUGGGCAGAAUGGAAUAGAAGACUUUAAAAGCCACCCAUUUUUUUCAGGGAUUGACUGGGAUAACAUUCAGAACUGUGAAGCACCUUAUAUUCCUGAAGUCAGCAGUCCAACAGAUACUUCAAAUUUUGAUGUAGAUGAUGACUGUUUAAAAAAUUCUGAGACAAUGCCGCCGCCAACACAUACUGCAUUUUCUGGCCAUCACCUGCCAUUUAUAGGAUUCACAUAUACAAGUAGCUGUGUCCUUUCGGAUCGUAGUACUCUAAGAUUUGCAGCUGGGCAACGUGUAAUGGAACUUGAUGCCAAUGUUCAAAGAACGCUAGAAGAUACCUUAGCUACAGAAGCAUAUGAGAGACGAAUAAGACGUUUAGAGCAAGAAAAACUGGAACUUAGCAGAAAACUUCAAGAGUCCACACAAACAAUCCAGGCCCUACAUUAUUCAACCGUAGAUGGUCCAUUAACAGCAAGCAAAGAUUUAGAAAUUAAAAGCCUGAAGGAUGAAAUUGAAACAUUGAGAAAACAAGUAACUGAUUCUGGGCAAUUAGAGCAGCAACUUGAAGAAGCCAGUUCUGCACAAAGAGAUUUAGAAGAUGCUACCAGACACAUCAAAACUUAUGAGAAGCAAAUAAAAGCACUAAAGCAAGAGCGGGAUGAUCUUAAUAAGGAACUGCUUGACUCCAAUGAGAGGUUAAAGGCACAAACCAAAGAACUGAAAGAUGCACAUAGCCAACGGAAACUGGCCAUGCAGGAAUUCUCUGAAAUGAAUGAGCGACUUACGGAAUUGCAUUCACAAAAACAGAAGCUUACCCGCCAAGUUAGAGAUAAAGAAGAAGAGAUGGAAGUGGUAAUGCAAAAGGCAGAAAGCUUGAGGCAAGAAUUACGUAGAACAGACAGAAUAAAGAAAGAACUGGAAGUUCAUGCUGAAGCUGCAGCUGCUGAGGCAUCCAAGGACAGAAAGCUGCGUGAGAGAAGUGAGCAAUAUUCUAAGCAGCUGGAAAAUGAAUUAGAAGGACUAAAGCAGAAGCAAAUUGGUUGGUCUCCAGGGGUGAGCAGCACAGAACAUCAGCAGGAAAUAACAAAAUUAAAAGCUGACUUGGAAAAGAAAAUUGUUUUUUAUGAAGAAGAACUGUCUAAACGAGAAGUAAUACAUUCUAAUGAAUUAAAAAAUCUGAAGAAGGAAUUCCGUGAUGCAGAGGUCCAACAACUUGCUCUCAAAAAAGAAAUUAUGAUAUUGAAAGACAAAUUAGAAAAGACAAGGAGAGAAAGCCAAAAUGAAAGGGAGGAGUUUGAAACAGAAUUCAAACAUAAAUAUGAACGGGAGAAGAUUCUGCUGACUGAAGAGAACAAGAAGCUUUCCAAUGAGCUUGACAAGCUUACAGCAAUGUAUGAAAGACUAAGUAUAAGUAACCGACAACUUGAAGAAGAGAUGAGAGAUCUUGCUGACAAAAAAGAAUCUGUAGCACACUGGGAAGCCCAAAUUACUGAGAUCAUUCAGUGGGUGAGUGAUGAAAAAGAUGCUCGAGGUUAUCUUCAAGCAUUAGCUUCCAAAAUGACCGAAGAACUAGAAGCAUUGAAGAGCUCCAGCUUGGGUGCAAGGGCAACAGACAUGCCUUGGAAGAUGCGUCGCUUUGCGAAACUAGAUAUGUCUGCAAGGUUAGAGCUACAGUCAGCCCUUGAUGCAGAAAUACGAGCCAAGCAAGCCAUUCAGGAAGAGUUAAAUAAAGUUAAAGCUUGUAACAUUGCAACAGAAUGCAAAUUGCAGGAAUCUGAAAAGAAGAACUCCGAGCUGUUAUCAGAAAUAGACAGAUUGAAAAAAGAGGCAGAAGAACUUCAGUCAGAAAAGGGAGUGAAGCAUCAAGACUCACAAAAUUCUUUCUUGGCAUUUUUGAAUGCACCUACCUCUGCUCUGGAUCAGUUUGAAAUUGAUUCUGUUGAAAAUUUUACCUUAUCUAAUACGCCUUCGCGGGAUGAAGAUAUCAAGUAUCAUCUUCAUUCAGGAUCUAGGUCCCCUUCCACAGCUAGUGACAUUGAACCAAUUGAGGUUUCAGAUCAUCCUCUGCGUCCAGUUCACACACCAACCAUGAGAUCACCAUAUAGUGGUUCAGGACUCUCUGUGCCAAAGCCUAAGGCCCAUCAGUUUGUAGUAAAAUCCUUUAAUACCCCUACCAAAUGCAAUCAGUGCACAUCAUUGAUGGUUGGGUUAAUAAGACAGGGCUGUACCUGUGAAGUCUGUGGAUUUUCAUGCCAUGUGACCUGUGCAGACAAAGCACCAGCAGUAUGUCCCAUCCCACCUGAACAGACAAAAGGUCCUCUAGGGAUUGAUCCACAGAAAGGAAUAGGAACUGCUUAUGAAGGGCAUGUCCGAAUCCCUAAGCCAGCUGGAGUGAAGAAAGGCUGGCAGAGAGCCCUGGCUAUUGUUUGUGACUUCAAGCUCUUCCUUUAUGAUAUAGCAGAAGGAAAAGCAUCCCAACCCAGUGUGGUAGUUAGUCAGGUUCUUGAUAUGAGGGAUGAAGAAUUCUCGGUGUGUUCUGUUCUGGCUUCUGAUGUCAUUCAUGCAAGCCGAAAAGAUAUUCCCUGUAUUUUUAGGGUUUCAGCUUCUCAGCUAUUAGCAUCAAGUAAUAAAUGUUCAGUCCUGAUCCUAGCUGACAGUGAAAAUGAAAAGAGUAAAUGGGUAGGAGUCUUAAAUGAAUUACAUAGGAUCUUAAAGAAGAACAAGCUCAAAGAUCGCUCAGUCUACGCUCCCAAAGAAGCAUAUGAUAGUACCUUACCCCUUAUUAAAACUAGCCAAGCAGCAGCAAUUAUAGAUCAUGAACGAAUAGCUUUGGGCAAUGAAGAAGGGUUAUUCGUUGUUCAUGUUACAAAGGAUGAGAUAAUUCGUGUUGGUGACAAUAAGAAAGUUCAUCAGAUUGAGCUCAUCCCAAAUGAACAACUUAUUGCAGUGAUUUCGGGACGAAACCGUCAUGUACGACUAUUUCCUAUGACAGCUCUGGAUGGUCGAGAAAUUGAUUUUUAUAAACUGGCAGAAACUAAAGGUUGCCAGACCAUCGUUUCUGGACAAGUGCGCCAUGGAGCCCUUACUUGCCUGUGUGUAGCAAUGAAAAGACAGGUCCUGUGUUACGAGUUAAAUCAUAGCAAAACACGCCAUAAAAAAAUAAAAGAAAUCCAAGUGGCUGGGAAUGUCCAGUGGAUGGCUAUCUUUAGUGAACGGCUUUGUGUUGGCUACCAGUCAGGAUACUUAAAGUACUCUUUGUAUGGAGAAGGAAAUCCACAUAGUUUGCUUCAUCCAGAUGACCACACACUGUCGUUCAUUACACAGCAGCCAACUGAUGCCAUCUGUGCUGUUGAAAUCUCAAAUAAAGAAUACCUGCUGUGUUUUAGCAGUGUAGGGAUUUAUGUGGACUGUCAGGGUCGAAGAUCUAGACAACAAGAACUAAUGUGGCCUGCAACUCCUUCUUCUUCCUGUUACAAUGCACCAUACCUCUCAGUUUAUAGUGAAAAUGCAGUUGAUAUAUUUGAUGUGAACUCAAUGGAGUGGAUUCAGACCAUCCCCCUCAAGAAGGUACGUCCUUUGAACACAGAAGGGUCGCUAAAUGUCCUAGGACUAGAAACUGUUAGAUUAAUCUAUUUCAAAAAUAAGAUGGCAGAGGGUGAUGAGCUGGUGGUUCCUGAAACAUCAGAUAACAGUCGAAAGCAAAUGGUCCGAAAUAUUAAUAAUAAACGGCGCUACUCAUUCCGAGUGCCUGAGGAAGAGAGAAUGCAGCAGAGAAGAGAGAUGCUGCGAGAUCCAGAAAUGAGAAAUAAAUUAAUUUCUCACCCAACUAACUUUAACCAUAUAGCACACAUGGGCCCAGGAGAUGGUAUACAGAUCCUCAAAGACUUGCCCAUGAACCUUCGGCCUCAAGAAAGUCGGGCAAUGUUUAGUGGUUCAGUCAGCAUCCCUUCAAUCACAAAAACCCGGCCCGAGCCUGGACGCUCCAUGAGUGCUAGUAGUGGUUUGGCAGCAAGAACAUCUGCACAAAAUGGUAGUGCUUUGCGGAGAGAAUUCUCAGGAGGUAGCUACGGAGCAAAGCGUCAGCCAAUGGCAUCCCCUUCAGAUGGCUCUUUGUCUUCUGGCGGCUUGGACCAAGGCAGUGAUGCACCAGUGAGGGAAUACGAGAGAGAGGACUCUGACUCUCCAAGGCAUUCUACAGCUUCCAACAGUUCCAACCUGAGCAGCCCUCCCAGUCCCAUUUCUCCUCACAAGACCAAGAGCCUCUCCCUGGAGAGCUCGGACCACGUGAGUUGGGACUCAUGAACUGCUUCGGCACUCAAAUAUGACAUCUCAGCAGCUUUUGGUCCCCAUGAUUCUCCAUUUGCUCUCAUUCUCAUCUCCUCUCAGCUUCCCUACAAGAAUCAAACUGUGGGUGGGAGGGGGAGGAAGAGAAUGUAUGUGCCAUAAUUGGCACCAGUAGCGCAAUUCUCUUCCCCUCCUAAUAGUAGCCAGCAAACAAAAGAAAACCUUGGUGGAGGGCAGCACGGAGUUAUUGUUAUAUGAGAAAUAUUGGUAUAUUUCUAUUAUUAUCAAUUUUAUUUCAUAGGAUUAUGAAAUUCCAUUGUAUGGCAUAUUAUGCAAUACACCACACUCCAAACAAAACAUGGUAGUGUAGGCUGAUAUACACAAUAUGUAACAGGAAACCAGAUAGAUUUGCUUUGGUACAAGUAGACCCAUAUUAUAUUUUUUCAGGAAUAAAUACAGCAACAUCCUCCAUGUUCGAUAGGGUGAAAUUUGCCCUGCUAAGGAAGAUACACAUGCUUUCAGACACUCUGAAUGUCAGUCUGAUUGCUACCAGUAAAUCUUAUUGAUUUUGGGGGGGAAAUGAUGCAUAUUUUACUAUAAUAGAGUUUAAGUAAAUACACAAAAUUAAGAGUUAGUACAUAUGUAUAUAAUUAAAGAAGAAGCAGCAUUGUAAUGCAGCAGAAGAUGGAUUCCUAUUUAAGAGAUCCUUUAAUUUAAAAUUUGUGGUGUUCCUUUUUUCAUACUAAAUAAACUAUGGAUUGAGGGUGUGAUCUGAAUUUAGAACAUGGCACUGGAUAAAAAUCAUACAGCCUAGAUGAAGACUCCAUCCUCACAAUUUUUGGCCUGUGACAUUUCCUCCUUAUCAAUAGAAAAACGAAAGCCAUAAGCACCAUUUUAAAUUAUCUCUUCCUGUUUUCCACCUGUUCUUUAUUUUACAAGCAAAGCCUAUUGUUUACUAGUACACGGAUGAAAGUAAACUGAAGGGUGUCCAAACAAUUAUAGAAUCUCCUCAGCUGAAGUAAAUGCAAAUAGAAAUGAAUGAGCUUUUGGAAGAUUAGGGCUAGGCUUUCAAACACAUUUUGCCUUUUAAUCACAACAAGCUCUUAAGUAACUUUCUUAGUUAACUAACUACAUUCACUGGAUACGAGGAUCAUUCAGUCCAAAAUAGAAGUUUGUAGUUUGUUCUUGAUCACUGAAAGUUAACAUGCCGCUUGUAGAGUUGUACUUUGCUAAAUUAUUCAAGACGUCUGAAGAUUUUCAUUGCUGUCAUCUGUUCACCCAUUCUGGUCCAGAAUGCCCAUUGUCUUUGAUGUAGAAUUCUGGUGGUUGAACCUAAUAGAGAAAGCUUAAUCAGUGCACAGCAUUUCUGUCUGAAUAGUCGAGAUCCAUCGUCGCCUAGAAAAGCAGGGGCAAAAACAACAUGCAGAUGGAGGGGAAAGGCAACCCCUUUUUUCUUCCUGUUAUUGAAUAAAAUGAGUACAGUUUGCAUUUUCACAAUAGAUGAAUGUGAUUUUUCUUCUUAGAAUCAUUGCUUCUUUAGGCUAGACGUGGAUAAAGUAUUCAGGUGGUGUUUUUUUACAAAGAUAAUAGUUUCUACAAGUUUUGUAAUAUAUCAUGGGUAUUGUCAAACAAUUACAGUUAACAUCAGUGGAAAAACAACUAAUCUGUAACAGUUUCCUAGGUCACCUGAAAAAUCAUCAGCUACAAUCACAACAAAUUCUGAUUAAGUACUGGAAGAUAGAGAUCAUUGUCUCUAAUCAUCUAGGUGUAUUCAGUCUGUUAUUUCUGUGUCUUUGUUUGCAUUUAGCUCUCUUAUGUUGGGGAAUAAUUGGGAGUAGGAAGCAAACUUAAAACUUUGCUCUUAAGCGUGGUAUCUUAAACCUGUCUGUUGAAUUGACUUUAUUAAGAAUAUCAGAAUUGUGUGUUUUGUCAUAAGUAAGAAACAAAAGAUUUUAAUUUCAGAGCUACCACUUAAACAUAUACUAAAGGAAUUUCCUGCAAGUCUUUUCCGAGGAAUUGAGUCACAGCAACAACAACAGCACAUCAAAUUUAUUAGCUCUCAUCUCCUUUGACAGUCACUAUUCCAAGAUCCUGUUUCAACCCCUUCAGUUUUUCCUACAGUGGUGCUCAUGUCAUUGUCAUUGCUCCAUACCAUGGCAAAAAGGUUAGCAUUCCCUCCCCCUCCUAUUGGCUGGUGUUUUUGUAAAGGCUUCUGGUUCUAGCUUUAAACUGCACCUGGCUUGCAGAAUUAUUUACUUCAGAAAUGACCUUGGAAGCCCUCAACAAGUCCUAUGGCAAUCAAGCUGUUUCACUUGAAGACAUAGUUGUCACACAUGCAAACAAGAGCUAUGGGCAAGGAAUUGCAGAUUAGAAUUAGUUUUACAUAACAUCAAACUAUUUAAUAAAUGUAAACACUACUCAUCAUUAGGAUUUGUGAACUUACAAUGCCAGUAUUGAUAAAUUAUUGGGUACUUUUUUCCGACUGUACAAACACUCUUAAAUCUCUUUAAGAGUUAGCUAGUAAAGUUGAGGUUUCCAGCAGUGCAUUUCUGUUUUCAUUCCUACAUGAUUCUGUUUCAUGUGCUCCAAUUGAAUCCUGACUAAUUUGAUUAGGAUCUCUUUUGUAUGCAGCUUGAAGCUAUGCUGGCCCUUAAAUGAGAAGCUUGCUUUGAAUUGAUUCAGGCACUUCAUUCAGUGCCCUGUUAUAUUUAAGAGGUUCAAUAAAUCAGAUUGUAAUUAUAACUGAACCUUAGAUGGUUCACCUCUUGAGACCUUGUAUUUAAAAUAGGAACAAUCUAUACAUAACAUUCAUGUUUCUUUUCAGAAUAUAGUUCUAUUGUAUAAUUUUAUUCUUCUGAAUCAGUCUUUCAUUAAUGACUUUGUCUAAAAUUUGACUGACACGUUAUUUUGUAUUCCUAUUUAUAUAUUUUUUCUUUUCUUUUCUUAGAACAGCAGGGUUGGGGGGGAAUUCACUAUAACAUUUAUGUUAAACUCAGGUAAUUGGAAACAGACUAAUGUUUUAAUAUGACACAUAUUAAUGCAAUAAUGUCCUUCUGGGUAUGUGAUUCACCAGAGAUACAUCUUAAGUUGCAAACAAAGCUUUUGUUCCAAAGUAAAAAACUUGGGAGAUAAAUUGAGUUGAGGAUGGUGAAUGUUAAAAAUACUCGUCAUUUUUCAGCUACCGGAUUUUAGGGAUAACAAAGACAUGUGUAACAGCAGCAUCAGCAGCAGAGAUUAUUUCUCUUUCUUUCCUUGUCUGUUUAACAAAAAGAAAUUGGCUUGUUAGGAUUCUACCACAGAGUUACCUCUUUAUAACUAGGGUCCUUUUCUAGGUGCAGUUUGGAGAUCCCAGGAAAUGCAUGUGCCUUCAGUGGAAGGUUACUGAAAGGCUCCUGGCAAAAUUUAGCCCAGAACAACAGGACUAAUCAAGGCACUAUCCUGUCACUUUCAAAGUGGAUGUGGAUUUUCCUGGAAACUAGGUUUGCAAUUGUUCAUCUAUAGGGGCCUUCAGGAAUCAGUGAAGCUGGAGAUUUUACAUUUUGGGAGACCACAUUGCAUGUUAAAGCAAUUCCACACACACACAAAAAAAUCAUUGUUUUCCUUUUUCAUUCUGCAUAAAAAACAUAGUCACACUGAUGAGGAAGCAAUUCACAACCAAAAAAUGGUAGUUAACAGAAUUAUACCUGCCUUUUUAUGUACGAUUUCAUAUCAUUUAUUUUUUUUAAAAAGAUAUUUUUAGGGUUUUUUUUUCAUUGUAAUAUUGUUGUACAGUUUUGCAUGGCCUAGAUGUAAUCAGUUUUUUUGUUUUGGUUUAGAGUAUAAAAGCUGACAAGUGUGUGCGUGGGAGGGGGAAGUUUCUGCUUUGGCUCUUCUCACUCGUCUUUUUGAUUCAUGUCCUCAGUGUUGUAGAGGACAUUGUAAGAGAUUCUCUGCUCCAGAACAAUGAUGUAGAUUCUAUUGCACAGAAAUAUUUAAGGUGGAUCAGUCAAAGGUGUAAUAAGUGGCAGACCACCAAUAUUUUACAUUGGUAACACUUAAUAUUAAUCUACUUUGAUGUAUUGCAAUAAAACAGGGAAAUACUAGAAA
Thamnophis elegans (Western terrestrial garter snake) is the source of this 10780-nucleotide messenger RNA. RefSeq names its product CDC42 binding protein kinase alpha (gene CDC42BPA). Gene Ontology annotation, cellular component: cytoskeleton; actomyosin; cytoplasm. Gene Ontology annotation, biological process: peptidyl-threonine phosphorylation; actomyosin structure organization. Gene Ontology annotation, molecular function: protein serine/threonine kinase activity; ATP binding. The transcript has 37 exons. The record is from RefSeq and is a predicted model, not a curated record. Bases 1436 to 6712 code for a protein of 1758 amino acids. Lineage: Eukaryota; Metazoa; Chordata; Lepidosauria; Squamata; Natricidae.